This is a messenger RNA of Rubroshorea leprosula, 866 nucleotides long. The record is from the annotation of a GenBank genome assembly. NCBI's taxonomy places the organism in Eukaryota, Viridiplantae, Streptophyta, Magnoliopsida, Malvales, Dipterocarpaceae.
GCCUCCCCAGCCGCCGACUUCCUCCUUGAAAAUUGGUGACAAAGCUUGGAUAUUUUCCCCUCUUUCUUGUGCAAGAACAAGCUGUGGGACUUAGAACACUCCCUCUAAAGCUGGAAACUGUCGAUCUGCUCUGUUCUUCCUUCCCGUUGGCAAGCUGUUGUGGGUGUGUGGGUGUGAAAUUUUGGGUCUUUUCGAUAAGAAUUAGCCUUGAAACUCUUUAACCUUGAUUUAUGUUGGGUUCACCCUAACCUGGUUUGUUCUUCCAAUUUUGGGUUAAUUCCGUGAGUUCCCCUGUAGAAUUGCCACCGGCCUCUUCCCCCUGCCAGGUUUGGUUCUGCAGCUGGAAAAAUUUUGGUAUGAUGGCCAUUCCUCUAAGCUCGAAAUACCCACUUAAUUGCUGCUUGUUGAAGUUUAAUCCACUUAGUGCUACCCUUGUGCUGUCCAAAAAUUAUGUUGGAAGAUAGGAGAAUUUUGAUAGCUUUAAAUGGUGUUUUUAGUUUAAUUUAAGUAGAGAUUCGCUUACUUUAGUUGUUGUGAAUUUUAUAGAGAAAAAUCCAUGACUUAGCCAUUUUUGGCCAAAGCCGUGGGUCUCCAUGUUCUUGUCCGUGAGAUUGGACAAUUUUAUAAAUGUGAAUCUCGUGUUUCAAUUGGGAGGGAACAAUGACGCUUUGGUUAGGUUCUUGAUCCUUCGUUCACUUUAGCACUUGGAUCGAGUCUUCGGUUUUAUGCGAGUAAGGUAAGUAAAUUAUGGUAACGCCCUUCGAUUUCAAAACAUGUUUUAAAUUGUUUUUGAGAUUGUGGCAAGAUUUAAAUUGAUUUUAUUAGCAUCGACCAUGAUUGAUUUGAAAUGAAAUUGUUUUCAUUUG